AUGGAGCCACAGACACUGGAAAUAAAAACAGUCAUUGAUCUAUCAACAGGAGAGGAAAUUCCAGUGGCAGAUGCUGUUGAAAGAGGAAUAAUUGAUCCACAGAAGGGAGUCUUCAUAAAUACCAUCACUGGUGAAGAGAUCAAACUUGACGAUGCAGUUGACAAAGGUUUGGUCACUACAGGAGAGGUUAGCUCACCUCUUCCUCUUCAAGAAUCUCAAUCCUAUGGAAUCCCAAUACAAUCUCCCAGUAAGAUAGCCAACUAUAAGGUUCAUGGUGUGACUGACACGACAACGGGAGAAAAACUGAGUGUAAGUCAAGCAGUACAACAAGGAAUUCUCAACCCAUCAAGUGGGGAAUAUAUGGAUCCCUCCACAGACGAAAGGAUGUCCAUUGGUGAUGCCAUAAAGAGAGGCCUUAUUGAUGCUAGUGUUGAGCAGAGAGAAUUCACAUCCAGAACUCUGUCUGAUGUGGGCACAAGCUUUCAAUCAAGUAAAACAACUGCAGUUCAGGAAAAAGAAAUGUCAAAACCCGGAGAUGUCACCUUCCAACAAGCUUUGUCUUCAGGGCUAAUCGACCCAAUAUCAGGAAACUUCACUGAUCCCACCACUGGGAUUGAAAUACCAGUUGAUGUGGCCAUCAAACAAGGACUCAUCUUGGACAAUUCUGGAAAACCUGUUAAAUCAGGCACUACAGAUGAUGCUAUGACUAUUGCAGAGGCUCUUCAAAGUGGUAUCAUUGACACAAAAACUGGCAAAGUUCAGGAUCCUAAAACAGGGCAACUGAAAUCCAUUGAGCAAUCUAUUGCUGAUGGUAUCAUUGCGCCUGAAUUUGGUGGUGCCAUAGCAUCUGCUGGGUAUUCAGAAGUUCAGUCAUCAACAAACACAUACACACGAUCAGAACAAAGUGCCUUCACUCAAGUGACCUCCAAAGGAGACAGUGUUUCAAUUACAUCUGUUCAACCUGGGAGUAAAAUCACUGUAGACGAUGCAGUGGCAAGUCAUCUAAUUGAUCUUGAUACACAAUCAUUCAUCAUUCCUCAAACUGGACAGAAAAUUCCACUUCAAGAUGCUGUAGAACAGGGAUAUUUAGAUAGUGGAAUGUCCAUGGAAACCAAGCCUGCGUCAGGCAAACCAGGCCUCACUGUAUCAGAAGCUGUUCAACAAGGUCAUCUAGAUGAAAGAACUGGAAUUUUCAAAGAUCCAAAAUCUGGAAAGAAGAUGUCAUUAGAAGAAGCAGUUAAGAAAGGACUAUUAGCUUCAUCCCCUGAUAAAUCAUUUGAUGAUGAACACAAAUCUGGUCUAAGCAUAGGUCAAGCUAUUCAGCAAGGUCUUGUUGAUACUAGAAGUGGUGAAUAUAUAAACCCCCAAUCAGGAGAGAGAAUGACAAUUGAGGAAGCUGUUAUGGAAGGGAUACUUCUUCCUGGUACAUUCAAGAAAGGUAUGCCACUAACGCUAACUGAAGCAGAAAGAAAAGGUAUUGUAGAUGCCAGGUCAGGCACAUACCACAACCCUCAGACUGGUGAGACAUUAACUACUGAUGAAGCCAUUAAACGAGGCCUAUUACAACCAAUGUCUGUUACUGAGGCAAGUGAAAGGGGUAUUGUGGACACAACAGGGACAAAGUACAAGCAUCCAAAGACUGGACAAGUGAUGGAUGUUACAGAAGCUAUUCAAAAGGGUUACAUAGAAGACCGCGAGAAGCAGAUAUCACCAACCUCUGAUAUUCCAACUAUGGCUACAAUUCCUGGAUUUGAAGUGACAUCCAAUGGAGAAGUUGUCAACACUACAACAGGCGUCACUUUAUCCAUUGAUGAUGCAAUGCAGCGAGGUAUUUUGGAAAUAGUGGAACCCCAACAGUGGUCUGGAGCUAUGGGUCAAAGGUUUCGACAGGAUGAUGAGCUAUCUGAAACCUCUUCUAUAUUCAGCAGAUCAACAUUUGGGGCUUACAGUCAGGAUAUAUCUUUUGCAACUUUGGACAAGUCCGGUGUCUUGAUUCACAGCGGUGGUGGUACUCUUCCACUUGCCCAGGCUAUAGCUGAGGGGCUAGUAGACAAAGUGACUGGAGAUAUACUAGACUCAAAAUCAGGCAUGCCUAUUCCCUUUCACCAGGCUUUAAUCAAGGCCUUUAUAUUACCUCAGCCAUCCCCCAAAUCAGUUGCCCACAAACCAAAACUGUUGAGUGUCCUCAGAAGCCAAGCUUAUGACAUGAUAUCAAAUACUAUCUUUGAUCCUAAAUCUGGUCAAAAACUUUCACUUGAAAAAGCUAUCCUAGAGAAUCAGAUUGACACCUCUGACAUUAGAAUUUCAAUACCCUCUCUUGAUGAAGUGAUUAUUUUAGCCAGGCUAUUGAUAGGGGUCUUAUAAAUUUGGAAUCUGGGUCCUUGCUUGAUAUCAGUAAAGGUCAAUAUGUUCCAUUAAAAGAAGCUUUAUCAAAAGGGAUGAUAUUUGAAACAGACAAAGUUGAAUCAAUCACUGAUCUGAUUGCAAGUGGGAAAUAUAAUCCAAGAACUGGGAAGAUUCUGAACAAAAGUACCAAUCAAGAAAUGACACUUCAGGAAGCUAUUGAUCAGAACAUCUUAGAUAAACAGUCAAGUAUUAUAGAUCCAAUCACAAAAGUUGAGGCAACCAUAGAAUCACUCAUAGAUAGUGGGAUUUUAGAUCCAUUGUCAGGCAAAAUUUUGAAGGAAACAGGAGAAAUGGUUCCAUUGACAGAUGUAGUACAGGUCAAAGUAAGUGAUAGGCUAGCAUCUAUUGAAUCACUGAUUGAACCAAAGGGCUUAGCAGACGCAUUAGUUGAAAAUAUGUAUGACCCACAAGAUAAGUGUUUUUUAGAACCAACAUCCAACAGUAAAUUUACAUUUGCUGAAGCAAUCAGUCAGGGAAUCAUAGACAUAGAUAACAUCUUGGUGAAGGAUCCCAUCACAGGACUUCAGAUGAGCAUGAAUGAAGCAAUUGGAAAGGAAUAG
Owenia fusiformis is the source of this 2966-nucleotide messenger RNA. The record is from the annotation of a GenBank genome assembly. NCBI's taxonomy places the organism in Eukaryota, Metazoa, Annelida, Polychaeta, Sabellida, Oweniidae.